Molecule: messenger RNA, 1344 nt
Organism: Ostreococcus lucimarinus CCE9901
Lineage: Eukaryota; Viridiplantae; Chlorophyta; Mamiellophyceae; Mamiellales; Bathycoccaceae
Exons: 2
Coding region: 1-1344 (447 amino acids)
Biological process (GO): carbohydrate metabolic process
Molecular function (GO): alpha-amylase activity; calcium ion binding
Source: RefSeq, a predicted model, not a curated record
AUGGAUGAGGUAGAAGUCGCGGUGAGCGCGUGCACGGUGAAGGAGGCCAAAUGCUCGACGUGUAAAACUGGUUACAGUGACGUCGUGCUUUUACAAGCAUUCGAUUGGUUGUCGACGAAGCGUUCGUUACACAGCGACAAGUCUUACUAUCGCAGAAUUGAGGAUCGAGUGCCGAUGAUAGCGGAUUUCGGGUUUACGCACGUUUGGUUGCCUCCACCGUCGUUAUCGGUAGACGAGCACGGUUACAUGCCAUCGGAAAUUUACAACUUGGACGGUAGCGAGUACGGCGAUGAAGCGGAGCUUAAAUCGUUGGUACAGGCUCUGAAAAAAGCCGGAAUAGUAGCCGUGUGCGACAUCGUCAUCAACCAUCGUUGCGCUGAGUACGCUUCGGAUGGCCGCUUCAUCUCGUUUGCGGACGAAGUAACGCCGAGCGGGAGACGAAUAAAUUGGGGAGCUUACGCCAUCGUCGGCGACGAUCCAUUUUUUCGCGAAGGUCAAGGAGCCAACGAUAGUGGCGACUCGAUCGAAAUCGCCCCUGAUCUCGACCACACAAACGCCGAGAUUCGCGAAGCGAUCAUCGAGUGGUUGAACUGGUUGAAAGAUGACAUCGGUUUCAGCGGAUGGAGGUUCGAUUUCGUCCAAGGCUACGCUCCGAAUUUCGUGAGAGAGUAUGUGGAGAAAACGGUUGGAUUUGAGCAAUUCUGCGUCGGCGAGAACUGGGUCGGGAUGACGUGGUCGGGAAGCUUUCUCGAGUACAAUCAAGACAAGCCGAGACGCGUGCUCGUGGAUUGGUUGAACGCCGCAGACGAAUGCGCGGCGUUGUUCGACUUCGUGACCAAGGGAAUUCUACAAGAAGCAGUCAAGCGAGUAGAGUUUUGGCGGCUACGAGACCAGCAAGGCGGCAUGCCUGGGCUUGCCGGCUGGGUACCGCAAAGUGCUGUGACAUUUCUCGACAACCACGAUACCGGAUACCCGCAGAAUCACUGGCCGUUUCCACUCGAUCGUCUCGGUUUGGGUUACGCGUACACGCUUCUGCAUCCCGGCAUUCCCUGCGUGUUUGGCCCGCACAUUUGGUGCUGCGACGAAAACUUGGAAAUUCGAGCUUUGUUGAGCUGCCGUAAGCUCGCCAACGUGUGCUGCGAGAGCAGAGUUGACAUCAAAAUCGCCGAGAGCGAUUUAUACGUCGCGGUCAUCGAUGACAAAAUCAUCGUCAAGCUAGGGCCGAGAUACGACGUUCCGGGUGAAAUACUCGCUCAAAUCGCAGAGUUCGAGCUCGCAACGCACGGCGACGAUUACGCGGUGUGGAUUCGAAAAGAGUUACUCGAACAACCGUUCGAGGAGUGA